Molecule: messenger RNA, 375 nt
Organism: Seriola dumerili (greater amberjack)
Lineage: Eukaryota; Metazoa; Chordata; Actinopteri; Carangiformes; Carangidae
Product: alpha-2-macroglobulin-P-like
Exons: 3
Source: RefSeq, a predicted model, not a curated record
AAAACUGGUUGUGCUUCACAAAUUAUGAACAUGACCGAGUUCUCCCUCAACAAGAGCAUGUACGAUGACAGUUUUGAUGUGAACGCUGAAAUAGAAGAGUAUGGCACAGGGGUCGUUCUCAAAGGCAGCGGGCGGACCAGCUUCAGCAGCCACAUCAGAACCGUCACCUUCGAGGACGUACCUGCAGCGUACAAACCUGGCAUUCCCUUUGAGGGGAAGGUGAAAGUGGUCGGUCCAGACAAUAAACCUGUCGCCAACGAGCCAGUGUACCUGCUUGCUGGCGAGUCACAAAACGCGACCCUCACUACGAACAGCAUAGGCAUGGCUUCGUUUUCUCUGGACACCUCCCUCUGGAAGGACUCCGUGAAUCUGAAG